Molecule: messenger RNA, 1678 nt
Organism: Daphnia carinata
Lineage: Eukaryota; Metazoa; Arthropoda; Branchiopoda; Diplostraca; Daphniidae
Product: prolyl 4-hydroxylase subunit alpha-2-like
Exons: 11
Coding region: 7-1608 (533 amino acids)
Biological process (GO): peptidyl-proline hydroxylation to 4-hydroxy-L-proline
Cellular component (GO): endoplasmic reticulum
Molecular function (GO): protein binding; iron ion binding; L-ascorbic acid binding
Source: RefSeq, a predicted model, not a curated record
GAAAAGAUGAUGGGUUUCAAAAUUCGCCAAAUGCUUUACGUGAUGUUAAUCAUCCACCGAGUAUCUGGCGAUAUGCAUUCGGCCUCGGCCGAUUUAGCAAGUGUCUUCCAGCUGGAACAACAAGUAGUUAACGUCCUUUCAGACCUCGUCAGUCAAACAGAAACGAAACUAGGAGUUGUUCGCCAAUACUUGAAAGAGUACGAGAAAAGUGCCAUCCGUGAAACGACGGAUGACAACAAUGAGUUGAUGGAACGCCUGACCGGCAAUCCAAUUCACGCUUACAGAUUAAUGAAACGGCUUUACUUUGAUUGGCAAUUGAUUGAGAAAGAAAUCAAAACCGACGAUUGGCAAACUACCUUAACUAAACUGGAAGAAGUUCGCAAUAACGAAAAAUUCCCGCAGGAAGAAGAUUUCUUGGGAGCCACGUCCGCCCUUGUUCGAUUACAAGACACGUACGAGCUCAACAUUACUGAGUUAGUUAGAGGAAACUUGCGAGGUAGGCAAACACACGCAGAAUUAACAGCCCUUGAUUGCUUGUUUAUGGGUAAACAUGCUUUCGACGAGGGUGCCUACGCUCGAGCUGUUGAAUGGCUGGAAGAAUCUUACAUCUUGGCAGGAUUGGAAAAUAACCAAACAAUAAGACAAGAUCACAUAAUGGAAGUGAUCCAGAAGGCCAUUGAUAAACACGACGAAGCUUUACAAGAAGCCCAGCAACGUGUACCAAUGGCCGUUCUAUCGGACACGAAAUCGUUUCGUUUGCCCCUCAAGGAGAAACCUGCCGUCCUCCAGCGAAACGAAAUGAUACGCAGCCGCAAAUACGAUCGGGAUGACGCUGCAAAAUUCAACGCUCUUUGUCGAGGCGAAAGCCUUUUGAGUGAAGAGAUCUUAGCCCAGCUAAAAUGCUGGUACGAAACUCACGAGGAGCCUUACCUCUUCCUGAUGCCCAUCAAAAUCGAACAGAAUUCAAUCCGUCCGGCUAUUUACACGUUUCACGAUGUGUUGAGUGACGUGGAAAUUGAGACCAUUAAAGAACUAGCCACACCAAUGCUGGCUAGGGCUAAAGUUCUAGCUAAACAAGCGGGAUCCAAGACGACCGUUUCCAACGUCCGUACUUCGAAAACGGCCUGGCUGGCGGAUAAACUCCAUCCGCUGUUGCAUCGAAUCUCACAAAGGAUCGCACUCGCCACUGGUUUGAGAGUCAACUCUUCGCUUGACGAAGCUGAGAUAUUGCAGGUAGCCAAUUACGGAAUCGGUGGCCAUUAUUCACCUCAUCACGAUUACCUUAUGAAAGGCAAGACGGACGAAGAGUUGGGGAAAAUGGAUGCCCGGGAAUUGGCUGUUGGUGACAGGAUAGCCACAUUCAUGUUCUAUCUGAACGAUGUGGAACGCGGUGGGUCAACGGCAUUCCCGCGGGCAGAUGUCGCGGUCAAACCCGUCAAAGGCGGAGCUGCCUUCUGGUAUAAUUUGAAACGCAACGGCCAAAGCGAUCCCGAUACUCUUCACGGCGCUUGCCCUGUCCUCCUGGGCCAUAAAUGGGUUAGCAACAAAUGGAUCAGAGAAACAGCCCAGACUUUCAACAGACCUUGUCUACUCGAUCCGAACGAAUAACAUCAAUGUAUAUCAACAAUCAUGUAUAUUUUCAAGUACUAAUUACGCAGCUUAUUUGUUUCUCUCAUUU